UUCCGUAUAGCUGCAGAAAAUGACGUCACAUUUGGUUAAAAAAACAACAGCCAUCUCAAAGAGCAGCCUCUCCAUCGUCGAUUCGUCUGGACAACCAGUAACGUUACUUCGUAAGCUCUCCCGAAAACAGACCGAGAAAAUGGACACCACAGGGGUCAAAGUGCUGGAGACAGCUGAAGACAUCCAGGAGCGCCGGCAGCAGGUGCUGGACCGCUACCGGCGUUUCAAGGAGCUGUCAAUUAUGCGCCGGCAGAAGCUGGAGGACUCUUACCGCUUUCAGUUCUUCCGCCGUGACGCCGAUGAGUUGGAGAAGUGGAUCCAGGAGAAGCUGCAGAUCGCCUCUGAUGAGAAUUACAAGGACCCCUCCAACCUGCAGGGUAAGCUGCAGAAACAUCAGGCCUUUGAAGCUGAAGUUCAGGCCAACGCUGGGGCCAUUAUCAAACUGGAUGACACUGGAAACCUUAUGAUCAGCGAGGGCCACUUCGCCUCUGAGACCAUUCGCACUCGUCUUGAGGAGCUGCAUCGCCUAUGGGACCUCCUGCUGCAGAGGACCAAGGAGAAGGGCAUGCGUCUCCUGCAGGCCCAGAAACUGGUCCAGUACCUGCGUGAGUGUGAAGAUGCCCUGGACUGGAUCAGUGACAAGGAGGCCAUGGCCACCUCUGAGGAGCUAGGCCAGGACCUGGAGCACGUGGAGCUUUUGCAGAAGAAGUUUGAGGAGUUCCAGACAGACCUGGCUGCCCAUGAGGAACGUGUGAAUGAGGUGAACCAGCUGGCGGGCAAGCUGACCCAGGAAGCCCAUCCCGAGGCUGAACUCAUAGUUCGCAAGCAGGACGAGGUCAACGCAGCCUGGCAACGCCUGAAGGGCCUGGCCCAGCAGAGGCAGGGCAAGCUGUUUGGGGCUGCUGAGGUGCAGCGCUUCAACAGGGAUGUGGAUGAGACCAUCAGCUGGAUCAAGGAAAAGGAGCAGCUGAUGGCCUCUGAUGACUUUGGUCGUGAUCUGGCCAGUGUGCAGGCUCUGCUUCGCAAACAUGAGGGUCUGGAGAGAGACCUGGCUGCCCUGGAAGAUAAGGUCAACACACUGGGUGGUGAUGCAGAGCGCCUGCAGCAGACACAUCCCCAAAAUGCCUCCCAGAUCCAUCUGAAGAAAGAUGAACUCAUCACCAACUGGGAACAGAUUCGCACUCUGGCCGCUGAGCGCCAUGCCCGCCUGAACGACUCCUAUCGGCUGCAACGUUUCACUGCUGACUUCAGGGAUCUGACCAGCUGGGUGACAGAGAUGAAAGCCCUGAUCAAUGCUGACGAACUGGCCAAUGACGUGGCUGGAGCUGAGGCUCUGCUUGAUCGCCACCAGGAGCAUAAGGGAGAGAUUGAUGCCCAUGAGGACAGUUUUAGAGCCACUGAUGAAGCUGGCCAGGCCUUGCUCGAUACAGGACACUACGCCUCUGAAGAGGUCAAGGAAAAGCUGGGCAUCCUUACUGAAGAGAAGGAGUCUCUGCUGGAGUUGUGGGAGGUUCGCAGGCAGCAGUAUGAGCAGUGCAUGGACCUGCAGCUCUUCUACAGGGAUACUGAGCAAGUUGACAACUGGAUGAGCAAACAAGAGGCUUUCCUCUUGAACGAAGACCUUGGUGACUCCCUGGACAGUGUAGAGGCACUGCUGAAGAAACACGAGGACUUUGAGAAGUCACUUAGUGCCCAGGAAGAGAAGAUCACUGCCCUGGAUGAGUUUGCUACAAAACUAAUCCAGAACAACCACUAUGCCAAAGAGGACGUGGCUACCCGCAGAGAUGCUUUGCUCAGCCGCCGCAACGCACUGCAUGAGCGUGCUCAGUCUCGUCGUGCUGCCUUGGAGGACUCUUUCCACCUGCAGCAGUUCUUAAGGGACUCUGAUGAGCUCAAGAGCUGGAUCAAUGAGAAGAUGAAGACUGCCACGGAUGAGGCUUACAAGGACCCCUCCAACCUACAGGGUAAGGUGCAGAAACACCAGGCUUUUGAAGCUGAGCUGUCGGCUAAUCAGAGCCGCAUUGAUGCCCUGCAGAAAUCUGGCCAGGAGCUGCUGGAUGGAAAGCAUUACGCCUCCACUGAGGUGGCUGGCCGCAUGGAGGAGGUCAGCUCCCAGUGGAAGAAACUGCUGGAGGCCACCGAGCUCAAAGGCAUCAAGCUCCGUGAGGCCAACCAGCAGCAACAAUUCAACAGGAAUGUAGAAGACAUUGAGCUGUGGCUGUAUGAGGUUGAGGGCCACCUGGCUUCAGACGACUAUGGUAAAGACCUGACCAGUGUCCAGAACCUGCAGAAGAAACAUGCAUUGCUGGAGGCUGAUGUGGCUGCUCACCAGGAUCGCAUUGAUGGCAUAACAAUCCAAGCUCGGCAAUUCCAAGAGGCUGGACACUUUGAUGCUGAGAACAUCCGCAAGAAACAGGAGGCUUUAGUGGUGCGUUAUGAAGCUCUGCGCGAGCCCAUGGCUGCACGCAAGCAGAAACUGUCGGACUCUCUCAGGCUCCAGCAGCUGUUCAGAGAUGUGGAGGAUGAGGAGACUUGGAUCCGGGAGAAAGAGCCCAUCGCUGCCUCCACUAACAGAGGCAAAGACCUGAUUGGUGUCCAGAACUUGCUGAAGAAGCACCAGGCCCUGCAGGCUGAGAUCACCGGUCAUGAGCCUCGCAUUAAGGCUGUCACCCAGAAAGGAGAUGCUAUGGUGGAGGAAGGGCACUUUGCUGGGGAGGAUGUGAAAGCUAAGCUGGCUGAACUGCAUGGACGCUGGGACCAGCUGAAGGCUAAGGCCUCCCAGAGGAGACAGGAUCUGGAGGACUCUCUGCAGGCCCAGCAGUACUUUGCUGAUGCCAACGAGGCCGAGUCAUGGAUGCGGGAGAAGGAGCCCAUCGUGGGGAGCACAGACUACGGCAAAGAUGAGGACUCUGCUGAGGCUCUGCUGAAGAAGCAUGAGGCCCUGAUGUCUGACCUGAGUGCCUACGGCAGCAGCAUCCAGGCCCUGAAGGAACAGGCCCAGUCCUGCAGGCAACAAGUGGCACCAACUGAUGAUGAGACUGGAAAGGAGCUGGUCCUGGCCUUGUACGACUACCAGGAGAAGAGUCCCCGUGAAGUCACCAUGAAGAAGGGGGAUAUCCUCACCCUACUCAACAGCACCAACAAGGAUUGGUGGAAGGUGGAGGUGAACGAUCGCCAGGGCUUUGUUCCUGCUGCUUAUGUGAAGAAGCUGGACCCCACCCAGUCUUCUUCCAGGGAAAACCUGCUGGAUGAACACGGCAGCAUUGCACUGCGCCAAGACCAGAUUGAGAAUCAGCUUGUCACCAAGGAGGCCUGCAGCGUGUCUGUGCGCAUGAAGCAGGUGGAAGAGCUGUAUGGUACACUGUUGGAGCUGGGAGAGAAACGCAAGGACAUGCUAGAGAAGAGCUGCAAGAAGUUCAUGUUGUUCCGCGAGGCCAAUGAGCUCCAGCAAUGGAUCAAUGAAAAGGAGAGCGCCCUCACUAAUGAAGAGGUCGGCUCUGACCUGGAGCAGGUUGAGGUCCUGCAGAAGAAGUUUGACGACUUCCAGAAGGACCUGAAGGCCAAUGAGUCUCGUCUGAGGGACAUCAACAAAGUGGCAUCUGAGCUGGAGUCCGAAGGUCUCAUGGCUGAGGAGGCAACCAUGGUUCAGGCUCAGCAACAAGAGCUGCUUGGUGCUGCUCCCGGAAAGGAUGAAGCUGAUUCCAAGACUGCAUCUCCAUGGAAGAAUAUACGCUUGGCUGUUCAAACAACGGCUAACUUUAAUACGAUCAAGGAGCUGAAUAAUCGCUGGCGGUCCCUGCAGCAACUGGCUGAAGAAAGGAGCAACAUGCUGGGCAGUGCCCACGAGGUGCAGCGGUUCCAUAGGGAUGCUGAUGAAACUAAAGAGUGGAUUGAGGAGAAGAACCAGGCCCUCAACACUGACAACUACGGUCAUGACUUGGCCAGUGUCCAGGCUCUGCAGCGCAAACACGAAGGCUUUGAGAGAGACCUGGCAGCCCUGGGUGAUAAGGUGAACUCUCUUGGGGAGACAGCGGAGCGCCUGAUCCAGUCCCACCCUGAGGCAGUGGAUGACAUCCAGGAGAAAUGCACUGAGCUGAACACUGCCUGGAGCAGCCUGGUGGGACGUGCUGACCAGCGCAAAGACAAGCUUGGCAACUCCCACGACCUGCAGCGCUUCCUCUCUGACUUCAGAGAUCUGAUGUCCUGGAUUAAUGGCAUCCGAGGGCUGGUGUCCUCAGAGGAGCUGGCCAAAGACGUGACCGGAGCCGAGGCCCUUCUGGAAAGACACCAGGAACACCGUACAGAGAUUGAUGCUCGUGCAGGUACCUUCCAGGCCUUUGAACAGUUUGGUCAGCAGCUGCUGGUGCGAGGCCACUAUGCUAGUCCCGAGAUUCAGCAGAAACUGGAGGCUCUAGACCGUGAGCGUGCUGACCUGGAGAAGGCCUGGGUGCAGCGUCGCAUGAUGUUGGACCAGUGCCUUGAGCUCCAGCUCUUCAACAGGGACUGUGAGCAGGCUGAGAACUGGAUGGCAGCUCGUGAAGCCUUCCUCGCCAGUGAUGACAAGGGUGACUCGCUGGAUAGUGUGGAGGCCCUCAUCAAGAAACAUGAAGACUUUGACAAGGCCAUUAAUGUGCAGGAGGAGAAGAUUGCUGCUCUGCAGUCCUUUGCUGACCAGCUGAUUGGAGCUGACCAUUACGCCAAACCUGAGAUCUUCAACCGCCGCAAUGAAGUCCUCGACAGGUGGCGCCGGCUGAAGGCCCAGAUGAUCGAAAAGCGUUCGAAGCUGGGUGAAUCCCAGACCUUGCAGCAGUUUAGCAGGGAUGUGGACGAGAUUGAGGCUUGGAUCAGUGAGAAGCUGCAGACUGCAACUGAUGAGUCCUACAAGGACCCUACCAACAUCCAGCUGUCCAAGCUGCUGAGUAAGCAUCAGAAACAUCAGGCGUUUGAGGCCGAGCUGCACGCCAACGCAGACCGAAUCCGUGGAGUCAUUGAUACUGGCAACACCCUGAUCCAGAGAGGAGCCUGUGCCGGCAGCGAGGACGCAGUCAAGGCGCGCCUCAACGCUCUGGAUGAACAGUGGCAGUUCCUCGUCAACAAAUCUGCAGAAAAGAGCCAGAAACUCAAAGAGGCCAACAAGCAGCAGAACUUCAACACAGGCAUCAAGGACUUUGACUUCUGGCUCUCUGAGGUUGAAGCUCUUCUUGCCUCAGAGGAUUAUGGAAAAGAUCUGGCCUCAGUCAACAACCUGCUGAAGAAACACCAGCUGCUUGAAGCUGAUAUUUCUGCCCAUGAGGAUCGUCUGAAGGAUCUGAACGGCCAGGCUGACAGCCUGAUGGCCAGCAACGCCUUCGACACCUCACAGGUGAAGGACAAGCGCGAUGCCGUCAACGGGCGCUUCACCAAGAUCAAGAGCAUGGCUGCCGGUCGCCGCGCUAAACUCAACGAGUCCCACCGCCUGCAUCAGUUCUUCAGGGACCUGGAUGAUGAAGAGUCUUGGAUCAAAGAAAAGAAGUUGCUUGUGAGUUCGGAGGACUACGGACGUGAUUUGACAGGAGUACAGAAUCUGAGGAAGAAACACAAGAGGCUGGAGGCCGAGCUGGGAGCCCAUGAGCCGGCCAUUCAGUCGGUGCUGGACACUGGGAAGAAGCUGUCUGAUGACAACACCAUCGGCCAGGAGGAGAUCCAGCAGAGGCUCGCCCAGUUUGUCGACCACUGGAAGGAACUUAAAGACUUAUCGGGAGCUAGGGGACAGAGGCUGGAAGAGUCGCUGGAGUACCAGCAGUUUGUGGCGAACGUGGAAGAGGAAGAAGCUUGGAUUAAUGAGAAGUUGAAUCUAGUGGGGAGUGAGGACUACGGAGAUACACUGGCUGCUGUGCAGGGCUUGUUGAAAAAGCAUGAAGCAUUUGAGACUGACUUCACCGUGCACAGGGACAGAGUCAACGAUGUGUGCGCUAACGGAGAGGAGCUUAUCAAGAAGAACAACCAUCAUGUGGACAACAUCAGUGCCAAGAUGUCGGCUCUGCGAGGCAAAGUGUCUGAGCUGGAGAGGGCAGCAGCUCAGAGGAAGGCCAAGCUGGAUGAGAACUCCGCCUUCCUGCAGUUCAACUGGAAGGCCGACGUGGUGGAGUCCUGGAUCGGUGAGAAAGAGAACAGCCUGAAGACCGAUGACUAUGGCAGAGACCUGUCCUCUGUGCAGACUCUGCUCACCAAGCAGGAGACGUUUGAUGCCGGUCUCCAGGCCUUCCAGCAGGAGGGCAUCACCAACAUUACGGCUCUCAAGGACCAGCUGCUGGCCGCCAAGCACGUCCAAUCAAAAGCAAUCGAAGCCCGUCACGCUGCCUUGAUGAAACGCUGGAACCAGCUGCUGUCCAACUCAGCCGCUCGCAAGAAGAAGCUUCUGGAAGCUCAAGAGCACUUCAGAAAGGUUGAGGACUUGUUCCUGACAUUCGCCAAGAAGGCGUCAGCCUUCAACAGCUGGUUUGAGAAUGCAGAGGAGGAUCUGACAGACCCAGUGAGGUGCAACUCUCUGGAGGAGAUCCGGGCGCUGCGUGAAGCCCACGAGGCCUUCCGCUCCUCACUGAGCUCAGCUCAGGCCGACUUCAACCAGCUGGCCGAGUUGGACCAGCAGAUCAAGAGCUACCAGGUGGUGUCCAACCCCUACACCUGGUUCACCAUGGAGGCCCUGGAGGAGACCUGGAGGAACCUGCAGAAGAUCAUCAAGGAGCGAGAGCUGGAGCUGCAGAAGGAGCAGAGGAGGCAGGAGGAGAACGACAAGUUGCGUCAAGAGUUUGCGCAGCACGCCAACGCAUUCCACCAGUGGCUGCAGGAGACGAGGACAUAUCUUCUGGAUGGGUCGUGUAUGGUGGAAGAGUCUGGUACCCUGGAGUCACAGCUGGAGGCCACCAAGCGUAAGCACCAGGAGAUCCGGGCCAUGCGCAGCCAGCUGAAGAAGAUUGAAGACCUGGGCGCAGCUAUGGAGGAAGCGCUGAUCUUGGACAACAAGUACACAGAGCACAGUACUGUGGGCCUGGCCCAGCAGUGGGACCAGCUGGACCAACUGGGAAUGAGGAUGCAGCACAACCUGGAGCAACAGAUACAGGCCAGGAACACCACCGGAGUGACAGAGGAGGCUCUGAAGGAGUUCAGCAUGAUGUUCAAGCACUUCGACAAGGAGAAGUCUGGCCGUCUGAACCACCAGGAGUUUAAGUCGUGUCUACGCUCGCUGGGCUACGACCUGCCCAUGGUGGAAGAAGGCGAACCUGAUCCUGAGUUCGAGGCCAUACUUGACACUGUGGAUCCCAACAGGGAUGGCAACGUGUCGUUGCAGGAGUACAUGGCGUUCAUGAUCAGCCGCGAGACAGAGAACGUCAAGUCCAGCGAGGAGAUAGAGAGCGCCUUCCGAGCGCUCAGCACCGAGAACAAACCCUACGUCACUAAAGAAGAGCUCUACCAGAACCUGACCAAGGAGCAGGCAGACUACUGCCUCUCACACAUGAAGCCCUACCUCGACAGCAAGGGCCGCGAGCUGCCAUCAGCUUUCGACUUUGUCGAAUUCACACGCUCGCUCUUUGUCAACUGAUCCCUCGCCCACCAGUGACCAAUCGGGACGCGUUUUCCCCCACACACACACACACUUCAAUAUGAACACACGGCUGAAACUGCAUGAUUGUGGCACUAGGAAUACUCACUAAUAACUAUCUGUACUAUCUCUUUAUCUUGCUCUACCCUUAACUCUUUGUGCUUCUCAUGAUAGCAUAGUGGAUCUGUCUGCAUUUGAAUGUGACCGUUUUAGCUUGUGCUUUCAAUGAAUUUAAGAACCUAAUAGUAACAAUAAUGUUGUAACAACACCUUAACAACUGCAGUGUGCUUUAAUAAACGCUACUGGUUAGAACUGGAAA
This is a messenger RNA of Siniperca chuatsi (mandarin fish), 7898 nucleotides long. RefSeq names its product spectrin alpha, non-erythrocytic 1 (gene sptan1). The transcript has 56 exons. Gene Ontology annotation, molecular function: actin filament binding; calcium ion binding. The record is from RefSeq and is a predicted model, not a curated record. Lineage: Eukaryota; Metazoa; Chordata; Actinopteri; Centrarchiformes; Sinipercidae. Gene Ontology annotation, cellular component: plasma membrane; cell junction; cortical actin cytoskeleton. Gene Ontology annotation, biological process: actin cytoskeleton organization. Bases 20 to 7579 code for a protein of 2519 amino acids.